AGACUGGUUAUAUAAGACAACUUGCUCAUGUAGCUACUUUUUUAGACAUUAGAUUUGAGGCUUUGAGUUUAACUACCCACAGCUGCAGUAAUACCAAUUCAAAAUUCUCCUCUGAGGAGAACGAAGCUGGAAGCCAAGACCUUUAUAGCGAGAACACUCGAGCAAGUCAACACAUCAACUUACCAGCGGCUUUAUAAUUAUAUUUUUCUAUCGACUUUUUUUGCCCAAAGGCUAUCUUUAGACUCGGAUGUUAAAUAUAGUCUACUUUUCUGUUUACCGUAUGAGCCAAUACACAGUACAGAACAAACUUCAGACUUUACCGUAUAAACAUACAAAUUCUUUAAAGGUUUAGAAUGACAUUUGGCUCAUUUUAGCCAUAAAAGAAAAGUUUAAAAGUCAAACUUUUGCCACAUACAAUGGGAAAACAUUGGAUUUAUUGCUGCAAAAGAUCUUUUCUACAUUUUUUUCAGCAACUUCUCCACCGGCAUGUGGGACUAUUGUGAGACUAGCCCAUUUCCCAUCAAAUAAGAAGUUUGAUUCAUAGAUAAUGCUUAUCAACCAGGUGUGAUGUUUUAAUCUGUUUACUACGACAUGAACCUACGCUCAUGAACAUACAGUUCUUUGUGAAUUACACGACUCCCUGCAGCAGGAGACCCUAUUAGCGGAAUAAGCGCCGCUCGACGUGUGUUAUUAGCUCUUGUGCAAAAAAUGAAACGAGGUGCUCGCAACGCCUGAGGCUCAACAUCUCUCUUAAACAUCAGUCGUAAAAACCGUGGCACCACCCCUCAGAGCUCUCCAAGCCAAUAGGGCGCCAGAAACAAAGCCAGGUCGCCCUCGCAAAAAAACCCUUAAUGUGUGCCCAAAGUUUGGCACAGGUCGUCUUCAGGCAGAGAGGUCCGUGGGCAUUGCUAGAGACGAACUGGAGGGUGACGACACAUCUCUUGGCCAAGGGACCGAACUUCUCCAUCCAUUCAGACUCUCACAUCCCCUUUGAGGGACACAAACAUGGCUCCUCACCUCAGCCUGAGCAGGAGCCGGGUGUGGCUGCAGACAUUGUUUGACGGAUGUUUAACGCACAUGAUUCUCUUCACGCUGCUGUGUGCACCAGCUUUUGCUCAGCUGGAUUUGAACAGAUUAGAUGGCGACACUGUGUGCCCGACCAUGAGGAACGGACAAGAUGACCUUCCAGGGUUCGAUCUGAUCACUCAGUUUCAGUUAGAUGUCAUUCCCAUGAGGGGUGUCCGAAAGGUCGAAGGUUCGACUCCCCUGCAGGUGGCGUACAGACUCGACCGAGAGGCCAACUUCCAAAUUCCAACCAGGUUGAACUUUCCGAGGGGCUUCCCCGACGAAUAUUCCUUCAUGACCACCUUCCGCAUGAUAAAGAACACCGUGAACAAGGUGUGGAACAUCUGGCAGGUGGUGGAUGAGGACGGUUUUAAGCAGGCUGGCAUGCGUCUCAAUGGAGACCAGCAGGCCCUGGAGUUCUUUCUCACCACUAUGGAAGGAGACCUCCAGACCGUCACGUUUCAAGGCCUGUCCGUUCUCUUCAACACCAAGUGGCACAAGGUGAUGGUUGGCGUGGAGAAGGAACUGGUGACCCUGUAUGUCGACUGUCAGCCUGUGGACCAGAAACCCAUCAAGAGGAAAGGCUACGUCAACACGGAGGGAGACACUCUGAUUGGACGGCUGGAUUCUGACCCCAACACCUCUGUGGUGUUUGAGCUGCAGUGGAUGCUGAUUCACUGCGAUCCAAAGAGAGCUCAGAGGGAAAGCUGCAAUGAACUUCCUGUUUCUGAGAUGUUUGCCAAUGCUGAGCCGGACCCCAAGCCAGUCCCCGGUCCACCCGGCCCUGAGGGUCCUGAGGGGCCACGUGGACCCUCAGGAGAUGAUGGUCGGGAUGGAAGAGAUGGUGUUCCAGGUACUCCAGGCACUCCUGGAGCUCUGGGCAGUAAAGGAGAGAAGGGUGAGAUUGGACUACCAGGACAGAGAGGACUUCCAGGGUUACAGGGGGCUGUGGGAGCUAUGGGACCCAUGGGGCCACGUGGGCCAGUGGGAGAAAGAGGUCUUCCUGGAUUUCCUGGACCACCUGGAGCCCCUGGACCAGAAUCUGUUGGACCACCAGGACCCUCGGGAAAGCCCGGUACUCCAGGAGAUGAGGGAAACAUCGGACCAGAGGGUCCCCCUGGACCAAGAGGAGGUCUUGGCCUCUCAGGACCUCCAGGCCCACCCGGACCUCCAGGACCAGCCGGGCCGGCAGGUGCUGGGAAUCCAGAGGGGAGUGGGGAAACUUGUCAGACAACAUGUCCAGCCGGACCACAGGGGCUCCCCGGUCUGCCAGGGAUGAAGGGACAUCGAGGUCUUCCAGGUGCGGAUGGAGUGCCAGGUAACCUAGGUGAAAAGGGAGAUCUUGGGGCAUCCGGAGAGCAAGGUCCUGCUGGACGCCCUGGAGAAGAUGGUCAGCGAGGGGCAAUCGGAUUUCCGGGUGCUCAAGGUGAUAAGGGAGAUCGGGGUCCUCCAGGUUUUAAUGGCAUCCCAGGACCAACCGGACCACCGGGAUCUCCAGGUGUUGAAGGCAUCAGGGGGAGAGAGGGUCAUCAUGGACCCAAAGGAGAUGAAGGUGUGAUCGGAGCACCGGGAGAGAAGGGAGCGACAGGUGCCAAGGGUGAUGCUGGUGAACCAGGAAAACACGGCUCUGAUGGAGAAACAGGAGCUCUGGGAGAGAAGGGAGAGCCAGGACUGCCCGGAGCCUUUGGUGUCCGAGGAAUUGUGGGAAUUCCUGGUUUGCCAGGAAAACAAGGACUCGUGGGACCUGCAGGCCUGAAGGGUGACACCGGUGAUGUUGGACCGAACGGUCCAAUCGGACCUCCUGGUAAAGAUGGUGCAACUGGACCCACUGGAGAAGACGGAAUGCCGGGCUUUAAAGGAGCCACUGGUGAGACAGGAAAACAGGGUCCAGUUGGCCCAGCAGGCCCACCAGGAAUCCAGGGAGAUCACGGUGAUAAAGGACUUAUGGGUCCUCGUGGAAUCAAGGGUCACACCGGUCAUAAAGGAGAUCAGGGCCCAAUAGGUGUAGUCGGUCCUAAAGGAAGUAUGGGAGAACCAGGUGUUUCAGGAGAACAUGGCAUGAAGGGUGAUCAGGGGCCCACUGGUAUCCCGGGAAUCAAGGGAGAGCAAGGACAAAAAGGCCAGAGAGGCGCCACAGGUGCCGAUGGUCGUCCAGGACAGCCGGGUCACGAGGGUCUGACCGGACCCCAGGGUGCCAGUGGGCUGGAAGGGGAAAGAGGAUUAACUGGACCCCCUGGUCCCAGAGGCUUACCUGGUCCCAAGAUGAGCGACGAGAAGAUUCGUGAAAUGUGCUCAGCUGUCGUUGAAGAACAUUUAGAUGCCUAUAAGAAAGAACUGGCAAAGAAGCCUCUUGCCCUCGGAGCCCCCGGUACGCCAGGACCCGUGGGACUACCCGGACCAGUAGGACCAGCAGGGGCUGCGGGCGUAGCUGGACCCAGAGGACUUAUGGGACCCAAGGGACCUUCAGGAUAUCACGGUCUUCCUGGAAAACAUGGAGUCAAAGGUGAUGCUGGACAAAAAGGUGAUAAAGGCGAUAAAGGAAUCGGAGUUCCAGGAAUUCCGGGAGAACCUGGACCUCAAGGAACAGCUGGCAAACCUGGCAUUGGUAAGGAUGGCAACGAUGGCGCUAGAGGAGAGGCCGGCGUGCCUGGAACACCAGGUACCCCUGGGGCGAGAGGAUCUCCGGGAGCUCCCGGCCUCUGCGAUCCUUCAAACUGCUACAGGCCGCCUCAACCUCUGUACCUGCUUGGUGGUAAAAAGCCGGUCAACAUCAAGGGCUAAUGAACAGAAAGACCUUCAUCAUGGGGAACACAGAGACAGUCCAUUUCCCGUAAACUUGAGGACACUUUAAAUGGUGCUGUGACAAACAAAUCAAAGUGUUGUAUCGAUAGAGAGACGUACAGAUGGCUGAUGUGAUGGUGCAUGAAGCAAUUUAAAUGAUAAUCGUGCCUUGUACAUAAACUUGUUCAGACGGGAAGAAAAUUUGAAAAGGUGUGUUUGUCUACAAUUUUAAUCCUCAGGAAAAACUAAAAAAUAAAAUGAUUGGAAAUUGAUGUUUGAAUUCCUGGGACACUUAGAAAUGACCUUGUAAAUUACUUUCAAAUGAAGCCAUGUUGAAUCAAUUUGUAGAAAAGAAAAUGUCACCGUUCCAUUGUUUGCAUGUCAUUUUUCAUAAAAUGGGAUUUUUAAAGACUGACGUUAGUCAUGGUGCCAGAAAUUAAGCUAAAGCCGACAACCUUGUGUUCCAGUAACAGGGCAGCUUAAAAUAAAUCAU
This is a messenger RNA of Triplophysa rosa, 4339 nucleotides long. It is a transcript of the gene col9a1c, whose product is annotated as collagen alpha-1(IX) chain. The record is from RefSeq and is a predicted model, not a curated record. Bases 1006 to 3846 code for a protein of 946 amino acids. The transcript is spliced from 39 exons. Lineage: Eukaryota; Metazoa; Chordata; Actinopteri; Cypriniformes; Nemacheilidae.